Leptosia nina is the source of this 252-nucleotide messenger RNA. The record is from the annotation of a GenBank genome assembly. Lineage: Eukaryota; Metazoa; Arthropoda; Insecta; Lepidoptera; Pieridae.
AUGCCACCGAUAAGUCAUUUUUCAGAGACAAUGCUAGAGGUUACCUGCAAUGACCGAUUAGGGAAGAAGGUACGAGUUAAAUGUAACCCUGAUGAUACAGUUGGCGAUUUAAAAAAGUUGAUAGCAGCGCAAACUGGGACCAGAUAUGAUAAAAUCGUCCUAAAGAAAUGGUACACAGUGUUUAAAGACCACAUCAGACUAUCUGACUAUGAAAUUCACGAUGGGAUGAAUUUAGAGCUGUACUAUCAAUAG